AUGCCUGUGUGCCUUUGUGUCUGUGCAUGUCAAGUCUGUGUGUCUGUCAGGUGCUUUUGCAUGGCGUGGUCUGUACUAGGGUGCAGCAGAAGUGAGGGCUGCAUGUGGUGCUGGGGCUGGGCAAUCCCCAUGGGCACCUCUGGCUUUUUAGAUAAACAAACCCCAGUUAAAUCCCACACUUAACAGCUUCACAGCAAGCACCACGUAUUAAUGCUGGGUCUUGUCUGCUGCUUUUUGAAGCCAGUUAGUAGCUCCUGCCAGCAGGAAGCUCAGCAAGGCUCUUUUUAAAUAGCAAACCUUUAUUUCCAGAGCAGAAAUUUCUGCAGUGAUGAGAGGUGGAGCUUGCUGGGCAGACCACCAGCAGGUUGCAGUGCCCUGGAGAAGGAGGGUGGUUGCUUGGGUGCAAAUGCCCUCGUACAUGCGAAGUCUACCCUGUGCUGCUGCAUGACAGCUUCUCCCUGCUCGGGCUGGCCUUGCAUUUGCAUUCCUUAUGAGACUAUUUUCUUGUCCUUGGGCAGGCAGUGGUGCUGAGAGCUUGUUAUGGCACAGCUGGCUGGGGAUGCUGUUGUCCCAGCAAUGGCCGAGGAGCCUGAAUGAUGAGGAGAGCAUCUUUCAUGAGCCAUGGGCAGAUGUGGGAUCUAUUGGGGAGGGUGAAAUGCUCUGCAAGACUCUUAAUGCAGCAUCAGUGACGGCCGGUGGUGGAAAACAUGGGGUGGGCGCAUCCCAUAGAGUUUGAACCUCUCUUCCCAUGCUGUGCUGUAUCUCUCAGUUCAGACCACAUAAUGUGUCCUGCACGGCUCUUCCUGUGGCUGUCUUCUGCUCUUUGCAGGUCUCUGGGGCAGGGUGUGUGCCUGUGGUCUCCACACAUGGAGGAUGAUGGCCAAGAGUAAUGCUCUGCACAGCUCACCAGCCAGCUGCCACCCCUGCCCAUCCACCCAAGCCCAAGUGGAGGGUGACACAGAGAGGAUGCAGCUCAGCACCAGGAGAACCUGCUUGACUCAGGAUGACACCUCCUCAGAGCUGUGGAGAGAAGCUCCCCUGGAUGGCAGGGAGCAGCCGGCUGCCUCUGCUUUCCAAGGCAGGGGAGCUUUGGCCAGGAUAGUCCGGCUGGUGCUGGUGCUGAGGAACUGGGCCAGCAAGAGCUUGCAGGAGGAGCAGCAAAGGCCAGACCCCUUCCUUGAGCGCUUCCAGGGUCCUGAGCUCCAGACAGUGGCUGCAGGUGCUGGUAAUGGUCUAGAGGACGAGGAGACCGAAGAGGAAAACAAAAAGAAGAAAUGGCAGAUCUUUGUGGUGGACCCUGCAGGGGACUGGUACUACCGUUGGCUGGUUGUCAUUGCAGUUCCUGUCCUCUAUAACUGGUGCUUGCUCAUAGCCAGGGCUUGCUUCAGUGACCUGCAAAAAACCUAUGUUGUCCUCUGGCUGGUGCUAGACUACAUCUCAGACUGUAUCUACGUUGGGGACAUAGUGAUACACCUGCAUACGGGUUUCUUGGAGCAGGGCCUCCUGGUUAAGGACCUGAAGAAGUUACGGGAUAACUACAUCUACACCUUACAAUUCAAGCUGGAUGUUCUCUCCAUCUUGCCCACAGACCUGGCAUACUUUGCUGUGGGAUUGCACUGCCCUGAAUUGCGUUUCAACAGACUACUGCACUUCUCCCGCAUGUUUGAGUUCUUUGAUAGGACUGAGACCAGAACCAGCCACCCCAACGUCUUCCGCAUUAGCAAUUUGGUUCUUUACAUCCUGGUCAUCAUCCACUGGAAUGCCUGCAUUUAUUAUGCCAUUUCCAAGGCCAUAGGCUUUGGAGAGGACACCUGGGUCUAUCCCAACAUCACAGACCCUGAAUAUGGGUAUCUGACCCGGGAGUAUGUCUACUGUCUCUACUGGUCUACGUUGACUUUGACUACCAUCGGAGAGACCCCUCCCCCUGUGCGUGAUGAAGAGUACCUCUUCGUGAUCUUUGAUUUUCUCAUCGGUGUCCUCAUCUUUGCCACCAUUGUGGGGAAUGUGGGAUCCAUGAUAUCCAACAUGAAUGCCACCAGGGCAGAAUUCCAGGCAAAAAUUGACGCCAUCAAACACUACAUGCAGUUUCGCAAGGUGAGCAAAGACAUGGAAACCAAAGUCAUCAAGUGGUUUGACUACCUGUGGACCAACAAGAAAGCAGUGGAUGAACGGGAAGUCCUCAAGAAUCUCCCUGAUAAAUUAAGGGCAGAGAUUGCCAUCAACGUUCACCUGGAGACACUGAAGAAGGUGAGGAUUUUCCAGGACUGUGAGGCAGGUCUACUGGUGGAGCUGGUGCUGAAGCUUCGCCCUCAGGUGUUCAGCCCAGGGGAUUACGUUUGCCGGAAAGGAGACAUUGGGAAAGAGAUGUACAUUAUCAAGGAGGGGAAGCUGGCUGUGGUGGCAGAUGAUGGAAUAACACAGUAUGCUUUGCUCACUGCAGGAGGCUGCUUUGGUGAGAUCAGCAUCAUCAACAUUAAAGGGAGCAAAAUGGGCAACAGGCGUACAGCCAACAUCCGUAGCCUGGGCUACUCUGAUCUCUUCUGCUUGUCAAAGGAAGAUCUUAUGGAAGCUGUCACAGAGUAUCCAGAUGCCAAAAAGGUCUUGGAGGAGCGUGGCCGGGAGAUCCUGAUCAAGGAAGGUCUGCUGGAUGAGUCAGCUGCAGAGGCAAGUGCAGAAGGGAAGAGCGUGGAGGAGAAGCUGGACAGGCUGGCCUUGAACCUGGACACACUGCACGCCCGCUUUGGCCGGCUUCUGACAGAGUACAACAAUGCCCAGAUGAAGCUCAAGCAGCGCAUCACUCUUCUAGAGUCCAAGAUGAGGCAGCAGGAUUUGGAGGACUUCUUCUCUGAUAGCUCAGACAGUUCGCUUGAGGAUAAGGAGAAAGCUUUACCUGGUGGGAUGAAAUGAGAGGGUGCAGAGGCCAGCUAGGUGAUGUCUGGUCUUGUGCUGAGACAGUGUUUGCUAUUUCACAAGGCAGAUCCUGUGGCUGCCUUGACAGGGACUUCUCUCAGGUCCUUAGCAUUGCUGCUGCCACUGCUUUGAUGGCAGCUUCUGAAAUGGCUCCAAAUCAGGUGAUUGUCCCAGCUCUUCUUCUGGCCUGUCCCUGUUCUCAUUGCCUUGGUCUGAGAUCUUGGACUUGGAUCACUAAAAAGAGGACAAUGGCUAAUGCCACUGCUAACAUUUCCUUCCAGCUUCUGCAAAAGUUCUGUGCCCAUCACGCCUCUUUCCUCCUGGUUGCCUUAAUAGAAGGUGGGACGUGAACCUUACGGGGAGGGAUACCUGGACAUGCUGGCCUCCCAUCUAUGUUGAAGAGACGCAGAGUCAUGGUGGACAGAGCCUGCCAUGUGCCACCUACCCAUCCGUACAGGGACCAAGGAGGAGACAGGCUUUGGAAGAUGCCGGAUCCCUUGCAGAUAACAAAACCACCCCAGUGAGAGGCACCAAAACUCAAGCCACAUAUUUAACAAAUGUAUUUUUGGUUCAGCCUUUAUAACUCAUUUUAAGUAAACAGUCUCCACUGACUGUCUGCAGACACCCAGCCUGCACCAAGACACUCCUUACUUGCAAGAUACCAACACUCAACUAAGACAGCCCAGUCUUUGCCUCUUAUGUCUGCAGAUGGAGAGGCUUGUCUGGGUCAUUGUCACUACCUAGGUCACCUCUACUGUCCACACUGAGGCUGGAAAUCUAGCUGCAAGGGCAGGCAGCUGCUGUCCUCCUGCCUGCCUCUCUUCUCCCUUCUGCUCUGUUUGAUGUUGUCAGAUGGCACCUGGCGUGGGUGGCUCAGUACCCUGAGCACUGCACCUUCCUGGGGGAUGGUCCCCAAGCCCUCCCACUGCAGAGGCAGCAUGAUUUCCAUUUGGGCUACUGUAUUUGUCAUCUGAGACAUCCAUACAGAGGUAAAGACCAUGGCUCACUGGCCCGACAGCACCUGUUGUGCUACGUGCAGAAGAAAGACAGUAGCUGUCCCUCUCCUCUACCUAAUGACAGCCAGAUGUGCCAGGAAGGGUUUGACUGAAAUGACACAUUUUUAAGGAACAGAGCAGUGGUGGGACCCAACUGUGCCUGUAUUUGCUUUGCUGUGGGUAGCUCGGAGAGAAUACAGAACACAUUUAUUUUCUUA
Molecule: messenger RNA, 4123 nt
Organism: Falco peregrinus (peregrine falcon)
Lineage: Eukaryota; Metazoa; Chordata; Aves; Falconiformes; Falconidae
Gene: CNGA2
Product: cyclic nucleotide gated channel subunit alpha 2
Exons: 6
Coding region: 874-2907 (677 amino acids)
Biological process (GO): potassium ion transport; monoatomic cation transmembrane transport
Cellular component (GO): intracellular cyclic nucleotide activated cation channel complex; plasma membrane
Molecular function (GO): intracellularly cAMP-activated cation channel activity; intracellularly cGMP-activated cation channel activity; cGMP binding
Source: RefSeq, a predicted model, not a curated record